Messenger RNA from Schizophyllum commune H4-8, 1864 nucleotides. RefSeq lists its product as uncharacterized. The transcript is spliced from 10 exons. The record is from RefSeq and is a predicted model, not a curated record. Bases 80 to 1864 code for a protein of 594 amino acids. NCBI's taxonomy places the organism in Eukaryota, Fungi, Basidiomycota, Agaricomycetes, Agaricales, Schizophyllaceae.
UGUUUCUGCAUACCAUCCUCUACGCGUUGUUUUCGCCGGUUAAGCACUCACAGUCCGCCUUCAGUGCCACCAGGAGAUAAUGAUGCUGCGCAAGCUGACUGGUCAGACCUCAGUCCUCGCUCGGGCUGCUGGCCGAACGAGCCGCUGUUUGGGCCCAUUGUCAAACCUUUCGAGGGCACAUCACAUCCUUCGGUACACGCCGGUGGUCACCCGGACGGCAGACGCGCAAUUAUCGGCUGGAUGCCGCGCCUACGCUACGCAGACAUCUUCCCCAGGGAAUGGAGAUGGCAAUAAUGAGCCACAAUCUGACGAUGUUCCUCCGCCGGAUUUCGACUAUACUUCUGCGCUUGAGCGCAUCGCAGAAAGUGACUUCAUUCAAAAAGUUGUGCCACCCACGGACCGCACGCGUCUGGAGAAAGUGCACUCAUUACUGCUUCUCAUCGUCUCCUAUCUGAACAGAGGAGCAACAGUCUCCGAAGACGCCGCGCUCAGCAUGAUGGUGACGUUCUCGACAGUGGCGGUGCCUCCCGACUCGGAAAUCGCCCGAGCCAGGAAGGCCACAGUCAAACUCAUUGACGCAAUCGUCCGGACCCUGCUUGCCGUUCCAGAAGGGUCGCAAACGCGAACGGAGGAAUCCGAGAUUUUUGGCUUCGCUGGCGCGAUGCUCCCGCUGCACGCCAUGUACGUGCAGGGGAAGGAGCCUGGCGCAGACCUCACACUACAGGAGUGGACCGACUUCUGGAACCGCAUGCAGCCAUUGCUCCUGGACCUCAUGUUCGCGCUCGAGAAGAAGGGCUACCAUGAUCCGUCCUCGCCACUUCUGCCGCAGAAGCCAGGCUUGCCAGCGCACUACUUACGCCCAAGCUCGAUUCGACUUUUCCUGAAUAUUCAGCAACGUGCCCCGAUCUCGAACCUUUUUUGGAAGGCGAUGGACGCCAACAAGGUCCGCGCGCGAAUACCCAGUCGGACCUGCGUAUUGCGCGCUCGGCUGGGCUCUGAGACGAGAGAGCCAGGGUCGCUACUAAAUCGAUUUUAUGCGAUAAUUCUGUCGUUAGAAGCCAUGUAUAUCUGCCCUCGUCCCUCUCUUGUCCUGUUGCGACGAGAUGCCCAAUUUCAACCGGAGAAUGGUCACAUGACCAAACCGAGACCUCUUCGCUUUCAGUCGCUCGCGCUGAAGAACCUCGCCCAGCUUUCUCGCUUCGCCGCACUCUUACAAUCCGAUCCGGGGGUCGCCCCUCAGGUCAGAUACUUAUACAUUAGCGGUUUUGACACAGGCCUGAACGCCCAACGCACACCGAUGCGACUCUGGAUACAGGCUGUCAUCGACAUCAUCAUAGAUUCUGUCGCCCCUCACAUCCGCGUCCUUCACAUCUUCGGAAACACCUACCACCUGGGCAACAUCCUCCACUCCCACCGUACCUUCACCAACCUCCAGGAGCUGACCAUAUCCUGGGUCGCCACCGCGCCCUUCGAUCUGCAGCCAGCGACGACCUUCCCCGCCCUCCGCGAUCUGCACCUCCGCAGCAUCGACACCUUCCUCGACACGCCGAGCAUGCGCGUCGUAAGGGUGAUCAAGCUGCUCCCGACGCUCGCGCCGCGCUUGACACACCUGCGCAUGCCGUUUGGGAAUGUGGUCGUCUGGCACUUGUCCAAGGGGCGGAAGCUCCCGGACCAUAUGUCCGCGCUGAAGGAGGUCACGAUCUGCGUCCCGGAUAUGCUGACGCCUGCCAUGCACUCUCGAUUCAUGCUGCUGAAGGGCUUGUCUACGGAGGACGCUCGCCUUCGAUUUAAGGCCGAGCGCCACGAAGCGAACGACGACCUUGCCGCAGAGGCGCAGUGGCUUCAGCGCGUCUCGUGCAAUUGA